GUCCCUUGCCGUUCUCCUCGCCUCUCUGCAUUGACUGACGAUGGAGGACAGUUCUGUGGCGAUAUCGAUAGACGAGAACCACCGCAUCCGGACGCUCCCUGAUGACCAGUACAGGGAGUCCGAACAGCUCGAGAUGGAAUGCGCCUCAUUCAUACAAAGUAUGACGAGCUGAAAAGGGGGGCGGCACGCACCACAUCGCCCUCCUGAUGCCUGCCUGUCUGUGUGUUGUCUGUUCCAUCAGAGGUUCAGAACUUCAAUGGGACGAUUCAGAGCCUGGUUGAGAUCCUCUCGGCACAGGCAGAUGAAAUCGAAAAGGCCAAACUGCAGGUAAGACUGUGCGUGGGGAAGGCAGACAGCAGCCAGGCCACUGAUGUGUUGUGUGUUGUGUGCAGGCGAUGGGUCAGAAGCUGCGUGUUGAGAUGGAGGCGGAGAACCGCAAGAGGCGCCAGCAGCAGCUCAAGGCACUCAUCGCCGAAAAGACCGCAGAGCUCGAGCGGUACGCAUGUCGAGGAGGAAUGACUUGUAGCUUGUUGUCGUUCGUUCGUGCAAGGUGCUUUCUUUCAUGUGUGUUUGUAUGUGUCAGUUUGAAUGUGUAUUACGCCUCUCUGGAGAAGGUUGAGAAGGAGCAGAGGGCGCUCAUCGACAAGCUGUCCAACAACGAGGCAUAGAGCAGGGCAAGGCAGGACCUGCCGGUGAAGUGACAUGCAUCAUGGCGAUGCUUAGCUCGGGGACUCCACAGGGGUGUUGAUAGGGUGCAUACUUUGCUGUCUGACUCUGCUGUCGGGUGACGCAUUCAUGCACUUAGCUAGUGAGAUUGUUCCCUGCCUGACAACGACACGACUAGUCUACAGCCCUCCACAAAGUCAC
Molecule: messenger RNA, 867 nt
Organism: Vitrella brassicaformis
Lineage: Eukaryota; Vitrellaceae
Source: the annotation of a GenBank genome assembly